Molecule: messenger RNA, 6107 nt
Organism: Castor canadensis (American beaver)
Lineage: Eukaryota; Metazoa; Chordata; Mammalia; Rodentia; Castoridae
Source: RefSeq, a predicted model, not a curated record
AUUUGCUCUGGUGUUUCUGGUGAGGACAAGCAAUGGGAUAAAAUGUGCCUUGAAACGCAUGUUUGUCAACAAUGAGCAUGAUCUCCAGGUGUGCAAGAGGGAAAUCCAGAUCAUGAGGGAUCUGUCAGGGCACAAGAACAUUGUGGGUUACAUUGACUCUAGUAUCAACAAUGUGAGUAGCGGCGAUGUAUGGGAAGUUCUCAUUCUGAUGGACUUCUGUAGAGGAGGCCAGGUAGUAAACCUGAUGAACCAGCGCCUGCAAACAGGCUUUACAGAGAAUGAAGUGCUCCAGAUAUUCUGUGAUACCUGUGAAGCUGUUGCCCGCCUGCAUCAAUGCAAAACUCCUAUUAUCCACCGUGACUUGAAGGUUGAGAAUAUCCUCUUGCAUGACAGAGGCCACUAUGUCCUGUGUGACUUUGGAAGUGCUACAAACAAAUUUCAGAAUCCACAAACUGAGGGAGUGAAUGCAGUAGAAGAUGAGAUUAAGAAAUACACAACACUAUCCUAUCGAGCACCAGAAAUGGUCAACUUGUACAGUGGCAAAAUCAUCACUACGAAGGCAGACAUUUGGGCUCUUGGAUGCUUGUUGUAUAAAUUAUGCUACUUUACUUUGCCAUUUGGGGAGAGUCAGGUGGCAAUUUGUGAUGGAAACUUCACAAUUCCUGAUAACUCUCGAUAUUCUCAAGACAUGCACUGCCUUAUUAGGUAUAUGUUGGAGCCAGACCCUGACAAGAGGCCAGAUAUUUACCAGGUCUCCUACUUCUCCUUUAAACUACUCAAGAAAGAAUGCCCAAUUCCGAAUGUACAGAACUCUCCUAUUCCUGCAAAACUUCCUGAACCAGUGAAAGCCAGUGAGGCAGCUGCAAAAAAGACUCAGCCAAAGGCCAGACUGACAGAUCCCAUUCCCACCACAGAGACUUCGAUUGCACCCCGCCAGAGGCCUAAAGCUGGGCAAACUCAGCCGAACCCAGGAAUUCUUCCCAUUCAACCCGCCCUGACACCUCGGAAGAGGGCCACAGUUCAGCCCCUACCUCAGGCUACAGGACCCAGCAGUCAGCCUGGCCUUUUGGCCAGUGUUCCCCAGUCAAAACCUCAAACCCCAUCCAGUCAGCCUUUGCCACAAACUCAGCCCAAGCAGCCACAAGCUCCACCCACCCCACAGCAGAUGCCUUCCACCCAGGCCCAGGGUCUGCCUACUCAGGCCCAGGCCACACCCCAGCACCAGCAGCAGCUCUUCCUCAAGCAGCAACAACAGCAGCAGCAGCAGCAGCCUCAGCCGCAGCAGCAGCCACCACCACAGCAGCCAGCAGGCACAUUUUUCCAGCAGCAACAGCAACAGCAGCAGCAGCAGCAUCCACAGCAGGCCCAAACUCAGCAGUUUCAGACAGUACACCCAGCAACCCCGCAGCCAGCGAUCUCUCAGUUCCCUGUGGCAACCCAGGGAGGCUCUCAACAGCAGCUGAUACAGAACUUCUACCAGCAGCAGCAGCAGCAGCAACUGACCACAGCGCUGCAUCCCCAGCAGUUGAUGACUCAGCAGGCGGCCCUGCAGCAGAAGACCGCUGUGGUGGCACCGCAGCCCCAAUCACAGCCAGCUGCAGCUGCACAACCGGCCCCUGCCCAGGAGCCCAUGCAGAUUCAAGCCCCAGUAAGACAACAGCCAAAGGUUCAGACAACCCCACCUCCUACCCUCCAGGGGCAGAAAGUUGGAUCUCUCACUCCUCCAUCAUCCCCCAAAACCCAGCGUACUGGACACAGGCGGAUUCUCAGUGAUGUAACCCACAGUGCAGUCUUUGGGGUCCCUGCCAGCAAAUCAACCCAGCUGCUCCAGGCAGCUGCAGCUGAGGCCAGUCUCAAUAAGUCCAAGUCUGCAACCACCACCCCAUCAGGUUCUCCUCGGACCUCCCAACAAAAUGUCUAUAAUCCUUCAGAAGGUUCUACAUGGAAUCCCUUUGAUGAUGACAAUUUCUCCAAACUCACAGCCGAAGAACUCCUAAACAAGGACUUUGCCAAGCUGGGGGAAGGCAAACAUCCUGAAAAGCUUGGUGGCUCAGCAGAGAGUUUGAUCCCAGGCUUCCAGUCAGCCCAAGGUGAUGCCUUUGCCACUUCCUCAUUUUCUACUGGAACUGCUGAAAAAAGGAAGGGUGGGCAGGCUGUGGAUUCUGGCGUGUCACUUCUGAGCGUUUCUGAUCCUUUCAUUCCUCUUCAAGUACCUGAUGCACCAGAUCCCUUUGGUAGCACUUCUGAAGCUGUAAUUGAAAAAGCUGAUGUUGCUGUUGAAAGUCUCAUACCGGGACUGGAGCCCCCUGUUGCUCAGCGCCUCCCAUCUCAGACGGAGUCUGUGACCUCAAACCGCACAGAUUCUCUCACUGGGGAAGAUUCUCUGCUUGACUGCUCUUUGCUUUCUAACCCUACUGCUGACCUUCUGGAAGAGUUUGCCCCCAUAGCAAUUUCUGCUCCAGCCCACAAAGCUGCAGAAGAUAGUAAUCUCAUCUCAGGUUUUGAUGUCCCUGAGGGCUCGGAAAAGGUGGCAGAAGAUGAGUUUGACCCUAUUCCUGUAUUGAUUACCAAAAACCCACAAGGUCUCCAGAGAGAGCCCAAUCCCUGUCCUGUAAUUACUGUAGAGCACUUUAAAGAAUCAGCGGGUGUUAAAGGCCUUCCCCUGUAUCCAGACCCUUCCAGAGAGCCUGAUGCAAAGACUCAGAACAACUUAGAAUCUGACUACUUGGCCCGAGAUGGCCCUUCUAGCAACAGCUCUUUCCACAGCAGUGAAGAGGAAGGGACUGACCUGGAGGGAGACAUGCUGGAUUGCAGUGGGUCUCGACCUCUCCUUAUGGAGUCUGAAGAGGAAGACGAAAGCUGUAGGCCUCCCCAGGGGAAGCUGGGAGGAGCCAUUCCAUUUGUUCCACUUGAAGUCUCUACUGAGCAAGCAAAAGCAGUGCAAGAUGGGAGAAAGAAUCAGUUCCAGCCCCUCACACAGCCAGCCACUGAUGGUCGCGGUGAACCAGAUGUUUUUGCCACAGCUCCCUUCAGGAGCUCAAGGGUUCCAAUUGAUGACAUGGACAUUUUCUCCAAAGCUCCAUUUGUCUCUAAGGCCAACGUGGUUCCUUCUCAGUCCGAGGAGGUGGACGUGUUCUUGAGAGCUCCUUUUACCAAGAAGAAAAGCAUGGAGGAGUUACCAGUUGUUCAGGGUUCCUCCCAGGAGCUGCCUGCACAGGCAGGUCUCCUUGGUCAGACAGGUGAUGUCCCUAUGCUCUCGGGCCUUGAUAGAGCAGCAUACACCUCUGUCCAAGCUCAGUAUUCCAUAGCUGGUUUUGUGCAACAGUCCAACCUCCCUUCCCAUUCUGUACAAGCAGCAGACCAUCUUGACAGCAUCUCUCCCAGAGGAUCCUCCAUGGAAUCAGGGGGCCAUCCUAAUGACAGAAACAAAGGACCUCAGCCCCAGAAAGAAGCUGUCUCAGGCCCUGUAGCUGGUAAACCAUUCCGCCCCCAGUCUUUAUCCAAAUAUUCCCGUCACUAUAGCCCAGAAGAUGCCAAGUCAGAAGCUCAGCCCAUUGCUGCCUACAAAAUUGUUUCACAAACCAAUAAGCAGUCAAUAGCUGGCUCUGUUUCCAUCACAUCCCUUUCUUCCAGGACUACAGAGCUGCCCACUGCUGAUCCUUUUGCUUUAGCACCCUUUCCUUCUAAAACAGGCAAGCAGAAACCUUAGGAACAGUACCUGAGCCUGAGCCCUGACUCCACCCAACCCCACCGGUAUCUACCAUACCGCUCCCAGCUGAGCCUUCUCAAGAAGAAAUAGUAUCAAUUGUUGUGUUUCAGUCCCCUGCAUCAGAGCAGUCUCUUCAAGUCAACAAACUCAGUUGUAGUGAUACUUAGUUGAAACCCCUUUUAAGUUAUGUUUAUUUCUUUUGUUUGUAUUGAUUUCUGGACUUUUAGGCACUCCCAUUUUCUUCCUAGAGGCCUUCCGCCUCCACUCUGCUUUUUUCCUUUUGUCCAGAAACUUUUAAUCCAGGAAUAUUUUACCCCACUUCCCGGGGGCCAUAUUUUUGGUGGUUUUAAUUCCUGAAGCUCCUGUUCAGAGUUAUGGCCAUUGAAGAGUCAAGAUUAAUCCUUUGGGACUUGAUUUAAUACUCUUGAAAUGGGGAGAUGUCUAGAAAGAAGAGCAAGAUAAAAUCCUGCACAUCAAGAAGUAUAAUCCUACAGCUACUAAUCAUUCCUAUAGAACCAACAGCUCUGGAAGGGUUCUGUGGAUCUGUUUCCAAGUCUGUGUACAAGCCAGGCCAGCCCCUGUGCAUGAGUGGCUGUGGGUUUGUGAUAUGCGUCAGAUCCUUUCCUAUGUAGAAAUGCACACAAAAGGGAGAACUGCACUCAUGUCCAAUCAUGUGGGUAGGGCUUUCCCCACAUCCAUGCUUUUUAAAAUUAGUAUGGAUGCACAAGUGUGUAUGUGUGUAUGUGUGUAUGUGUGCAGGAAAUCAUUUUUCCUUUAGGUAAAUCCUAUCCCACCAUGCCUACCUCCACUAUUGAAUCAUUCAUUUGUUGACAUUUGCCUGCUGACCUAACUGACUUGAACCCUGUUUUUAAUCUCAUGGCAAAAUUGAAUUCAUUGGAAAGUAUAGGGAAAUCUUGCUGGAUUCAGAGUGAUUUUUUUCCCUCAGAAUUUGUUCUUUGCUAUUAACAAAUUCCAUUUACCUAAUUAUGAAAAAUUCUCCCCAUGUGUUUUUCCCUCAGAAAAUAGAAAAAGAAUACCUUUUAUAAUGCCAGCCACUUGGUACUUGGAGUCAGUGCCACCAUUUUGAAGUUCAUUAACCAUGAGACUAGACUAGAGAGUAGGGUUGCUUAUUUGUUUUCCCAAAUCUUUGCUACAUUUCUCUACUGAAGAAAUAUGAAUCCGAGACACAUAAAAAACUGGGAGAAUGAAAAAGACCUGAGUCAGCUAGCCAUGAAAACCCUUAAAUUGUGUAUCCUCUUUAGAUGUUAAAGGAGCAGACAGGUGACUGCCCUGUGUUUUGGAAAGUGUCUUAUUUCUGGGAAGAUCUGACUCAUUCCUAGCUUUUUUCACACUCUUUAUUUUUAGUGCCUUAAAAUAAAACCUCCAUCUCUCUGGGAAGACUUCCGCUGAGGAGGUUCGGUUGCUUGGAAAGUCGCUGCGUAAGUUUCACCCUGACAGCUUCCUGUGACCUGUAGCAGUGUUAGUCCUUUCUCCCAGCUGGAGAGGUUUGGAAAGCUGUGCACCAAACCAGAUUAGUGAUUUUAAAUGAUUGGAAAUCCACCCAAGAAUCAAGCCUAAACACCAAGCUUUACUGCAGUUGAUUAGGUGUGCUAUUCUUUAAAUUUAAAAUUCAGGGGGCUCAGGGUAUAACUCAGCUAUCGAGUACAUGCUUAGCAUGCAUGAGGCCCUGGGUUUAAUCCCCAUCAUCCAAAAAUAAAAUUCAGGGAUCUUGAUAGUACAAUAAAAGCAGCUGCUUUUCCACACUUUUUGGUUACUCUCCCCCUAUUGCAAAUGUCCAGUAAAUAGGUAAAAUUAAAUAGUUGGCACUGGGUCAGGGCUACUGCAGUGGUUUUCCAACCGAGGUCUCAGCCAUGCCAGAAAUCUGUCUUUCAUGUAGGUGGAUUCUAAAUGUUCAUUCUAAGAAUUGACUUUCUCCUAAUAUUUUUUAUUUUGGGGCAGUACUGGGGUUUGACCUCAGGGUCUCAUGUUAGCUAAGCAAGCACUCUACCACUUGAUUUUUCUAAGUAUCAGUGGAUGCAAGAUUAUCUUUCCAUUGAGUGAAUAGUUUUGGCUAAUGCACAUGGAACUUUGCAAUCUAGCUCUUCCCAAUCUUACCAAGUGAACCCCUCAAAGGCAUAAGUGAAGAGGAUUAGGAACAUUCAGAGAGAGUUCUCACCUGAAAUCACAGUGCUUGCAGGCUGAUAGCACACAGCUGUAUUCCCAGCUACUUGGAAGGCUGAGGCAGGAGGACUGCUUGAACCCAGGAUUUUAAGACCAGCUAGACAAUGCAGAGAAACCCAUCUCUUAAAAAGAGAAGAAACAAAAAUAAGAGGUCACCAAGCAUGGUGGUGCAUACCUGUAAUCUCAGCACUGACAGGCUGAGGCAGAAGGAGUUUGA